This is a messenger RNA of Diachasmimorpha longicaudata, 4008 nucleotides long. It is a transcript of the gene PGAP1, whose product is annotated as GPI inositol-deacylase. The coding region runs from base 211 to 3144 and encodes 977 amino acids. Gene Ontology annotation, molecular function: phosphatidylinositol deacylase activity. NCBI's taxonomy places the organism in Eukaryota, Metazoa, Arthropoda, Insecta, Hymenoptera, Braconidae. The transcript is spliced from 9 exons. Gene Ontology annotation, biological process: endoplasmic reticulum to Golgi vesicle-mediated transport; GPI anchor metabolic process. Gene Ontology annotation, cellular component: endoplasmic reticulum. The record is from RefSeq and is a predicted model, not a curated record.
UAUAUGCAUUCCGCGUGUUGGAGAUUCGGACCAUAUGACAGCUGGGUCAAUAUAUAGAUAUUUACCUUUUGCAGAAGAUUAUUUGUAUGGUUUGCACAGAGAUGAUUAGUGUUCCUCAUCACCGAACUAAGAAAGUUGCAGGAGUGGAUAAAUACUAGUGAAUUAUCCAGUAAUAUGAGCAGAUCUGCAGAGGAAAGUAUCAAGUAAAAAAUGAAGGUUUUUGUGGCUCAUCUCGCUAUUUCCUUCAUAUCAGUCAUCAUAUUUGUUAUUUAUGCACUGGGUGGUCUACGGUAUGUCUCACACCUCGACGAAAAUACCUGUGACCUAACGUACAUGUUCGAGUACCCACAAUAUGUUAGAAUUGAAUUAGACGAUAAAGUUGAGAAACGUCACCCAAGAUAUGGCCUGUAUGCUUAUGGAGAAGGAUUUGUUACUGAUAAGUUGAGGAAAAAACAGUUUACUGGGAUUCCAGUGUUGUUUAUCCCUGGAAAUGCUGGAUCACAUGAACAAGUGAGAUCGUUGGCCUCAGUGAGCCUUCGAAUGGGCCUCAAACGACGAACAUCGUACCAUUUUGAUUAUUUUUCAGUAUCUUUGGCUGAAGGAUACUCGGCACUUUAUGGAGGGGUGCUUGCAGAUCAAACUGCAUUCGUUGCUGAGAGCAUUCAACGAAUUUUUAAACUCUAUAAGAAGAAGACUGAGAAGAUUGUACUCAUUGGGCAUUCAAUGGGUGGGAUCGUAGCAAAAGCCGCAUUGUUACAUGACAAUCCCCACAACAAAACAUUGGCUAGUCUUCUAAUUACAUUGGCAACACCUCACAUACCUCGCAUUGCGUUUGACAAAACGACGUGUGACUUUUAUUACGAAGUAAAUAACCGUGCAAUGGAUCUGAAGAUGCUGGGAACCUCUGUUAUAUCCAUCGGCGGUGGCUCCAGAGAUGUUAUGGUCACAACUGCUCAAAUGAUCGAUCCUCAUGCCGAUCUCAAUCUCAUCGGCAGCACAGUACCCGAUUGCUGGAAGUCACUGGAUCACUUAUCUAUUCUCUGGUGCAGACAAUUUGUCAUUCCACUCGUUAGGGCCCUUUUCGAUUCGGUUGAUGUUUCAGAGGGAAAUGCCAUCAUCUCUAAUGAUCGUGAUAAGCGAUUGCAGGCAUUUAAUUAUCACCUUAUCAAUAGAUACUCAAACAAAUAUUUUACACAUUACAACGAGAAAGUAACGUUCCAUUCUCCUGGAGAAUGGAUUGAAAUUACCGAAGAACAGUAUACGUUCAGAGACUCUAUUGACAAAAACAAAAAAAAAUCAGAUUCAUCCCAAAUUUACUUGAUGAUUCCGAUUCAUACAAAAUUCACUCAUCUCGGUAUCGAUGCGAUUGAUCUCGAAGUAAAGGACUGGCUCUUUUCAUGCUCUGCAACUUCUCAUAAUGAAUUGAAGUCCUGCCAAUGGGGAUGGAAUUUGACAAAUAGAACGAGAGUUAUUCCAGCAUUGAAAGGGGACCUCAAAAGAACUGUUGACUUAGAUCUUAAAGAUCUACGAUCAAAUGAAGAACUGACACAUAUUGUGGUGCGAAUACCGAAGAAAAUGUCGGAUCUGUCAACGAUUCACAUUGAUCUAUACUCUCUAGAUGAUUCCAGUAUAUCUAGAGGAGUUGUUGCACUUGAUUCAAGGUCGAGUUGGAUUUCGAAGGGAGUUUCUACGAUUUCAUCAGUUUACAAAUCAUCAAUUAUGAAAUUAGCUGGAAACAAUAUUCGGCAUUAUGUUUAUUUGAGAGGAAUUAAUGACGUAGUUUCCGUCAAAUUGAAGAAACUUGAUGCAAACAGACGUAAUGACGAUGACAAUGAUAUCAAGUACGCACAUGCUGUUAUUGAACUACUUGAGCCACAAAACAAUUCUAAUUCAACGGUUAUAAAUCAAGUCCGUGUGUUGUCCAUGAGCGAUAUGGGACGAAAAAAUAUCUUUCGCAUCCAAACCUCGGCCACUGCAGUGCUGAGACUGACUUUAGAACCUCAAUACUCCUACGAAUUCGAGAUUACUCAAGGGGGGAUGAUCGACCGCAUGGCAAUGUACGUGAGGGAUCGAUGGGAUCGAUUGCACCUCGUCUUGAUGAGUCUAUGUCUAUUAAUCAUCAGCACAAGAAUCGAUAAAGAAUCCCCUGGAACAAGAAUGAUGUACUUCAUAACGAACGUGGGGAUAAUUUUUCAGGAUUUAGUAGUGGAAUUUAGCGUAGCUGUAGGAUUUCUACUUGUCUCGGCGCUAUCCACGUGCUUCACAGUGAUUUUCUCAGGAUCAUUGGUCCACAAUUUUGCUGCGAAAUUUUUAGCAAGAGUCAUUGUACUCUUUCCUCUGUCCUGGUAUAAUUGGCUCCUCAGUGAGGGAACUUAUGAGCAUCUUCCCAUUCUGUCUAGUCUGCUGGUGAUGUCGUUGAUAUCGACAAGCUGUGGUGCAAUUGCAAUGUUGAUCUCAGUUAUUAUUUAUUUACUCAAGUUGACCCGUAUGUAUGAGGAGUAUUUGGAAGAAUUGUUAAUGUCUUCAUUUCAAAUCAUUACGAAGAAGUUCGACAAAUUCCUGAAAAGCCGAAAAUCCCAGAAGAGUAGUCAAGAAAAUAUUGAAGAUAUUAAUCCUAGAACAAAUAUUCUGAAUCACCUAAUAUUAUUCAUCAUGUGGACUCUUGCUGCCAUUCCCGCAGUUCCUUCAGUGCUUGUAUGGGCUAAAAAUUUCAGCUAUGAAUCGAGACUUUCCACUGAAGAUCCAAUCAUGCUAUGGAGCUGGGUGGUGAUCACGGGCUGGGGAUCCCUGGGCCUCGUUAGAAUUCCAAAGAGUCAUCCUAACAAAUACAUAAACUUAAUUGGAGUGAAUCUUCAAAGAAUUCUCGGCUGGUCGUCACUGCUAGCUGCUGGCUCUAAACAUCCAGCUUUUUAUCAAUGGACGAUUCCCCCCAUCGUUGCGAUAUCGAUAACCUGCAUCGUAAUAUUAUCGCUAUUAUCAUAUUUUGGGAAGAAAGAAGAUACUCAACAAGAACAAAUUAUAGAAAAUACUGAAAAAAUUUGUCCAGUCAAUGGCCAACCUAGUGUAUCCGAAGAUAACAAAAGUUCUCCGGAAAGGGAUGACAACGCAACAAAGGAAACUAAUAUUAAGGGUGAACUACGAUGAGACUACUCAGUUGCCUUUGCAAAGUCGCUAGCCUGAUUUAUGAACUCGUUUUACAGAUUGAGACAAUUUAAAUCUCAUUAAUGAGGUACCUUAAAGGCCGAUAUAUUAAUUAAAUCGUUGUAUUAAUGACAAUUCAACGACAAGGCCGCAAAGAAAUGGUUCCAAGGACUGUAGAUUUUCGAACAAAAUGUUAAUGACACAUGCGAAGAAUGUUGGGAACAAAUUUAAAAACGGAUUUGAAAUAAGAAUUGUUUGAGAACUAUGUGAUUUCUUGUUACCAGGGUACUUAAGGUCGAAACAUUCGAGUAUCAGUACGACGUUGAUGAAUAUUAUCAUAGAGGGAUCAAUCAUCAAUGUAGAUAUAAAUAAUAUGCUGGCAAGUGAUAAAAAACAAUGCGUUAUACAUGAGGUGUAGUUGAAUACGCAAUAGCCAGAUGAUGAGUCGUCGUAGAAAAAAAAGUAUUCUAACAUUUUUUCUCAAAAUCGUUCUUAAACCAAACCAUCUCAUAUUGAACAAAAUGUAAUAAAUUAAGUUAUAUCUGUUACCUUACUCAAGUUGUGUAAGAGAGCGUAGUUGUGUAUAUAUUUGUGGCUCGGAGAAAUAUCGGAAUUUAUACUUUUAUAGAAAAGUUAGAAGAUGUCGUAAUUUAUAGUUUUUAAAUAAUAGAGUAAUCAUCGUUGAGUUUGUUCUAACUCAUUUUAUUCUCUUUUCCUUUAUGGAAGAUUAACGAUCGAUAUGCCUACGAAUAUCGAAUGCCUACAGCAACAUUUUCUUUGAAUAAUGGAAUGUUUUAUUGCUUAUUUGUACUUGAUUACUCAUACAAUUCAAGAGCAGUCGGAUAAAUAUAGAAAUAUCAGCAGACA